AUGGGCGAAGUCACAUCUACAUACAACAUCCUGGUCGUCCUGGCCGUCACGCUGGGCAGCUUCAGCUACGGCUACUGUGCGUCCAUCAUGGCCAACAUCUUUAGCCACGUCGAGUUCUACGAAUACUUGGACCUCGCUCUCGAAGGACCCGGCGUGUCUCACACAAACAGUCUUGUCGCGGCAUUCAGCGCCUUGCUGUACGUGGGAGGCGUCAUCGGGUGUUGCCUCUAUCCACUUUCUUCCUCGAGAUUCGGUCGACGCAUUCCGCUAGGCGUGGGAUCUGUCUUUGUCAUCGUGGGGGGAGCAUUGCAAGCUGGCGCGGUACACAACGCCAUGAUGUGUGUGGCGCGCAUCGUCACUGGUAUCGGAAUCGGCCACUUCCUCCCUGGCUGCCCACUGUACCAAGCCGAAGUCGCCCCUGCACAUAACAGAGGCUUUCUUGUAGGACUCCACGCGGGGAUCGUGGGGGCAGGCUUUACUGUCGCACAAUGGAUCGGCGUGGCAUUCUUCCAUGUGAACGGCCAGGCUGGCUGGCGCGUGCCGCUCGCCAUCCAGUGUGCCUCUCCUCUGGCUUUGCUAUGCAUCAUACCUCUCCUCCCGGAGAGCCCCCGUUGGCUAUACCUGAACGGCCAUGUCAAGGAGGCAGAGCAGACUCUGGUACGACUUCAUCAGGACAAAUCCGACCCCUCCCAUUCGUAUGCACACCGCGAGUUUCAGAACAUCAAGGCACAGCUCGACCUCGAAGCAGAGCGCAAGCGGACCGUCUGGGAAGGUCUCAAGGAUCCCCACAUGCGCAAGCGCUUCAUUUUUGGGUUCUUGGUCAACACGGCGUCGCAGUCCAGCGGUUCUAUUGUGAUUCUGACAUACUCGUCCGUCAUAUAUGGUGGAUUGGGCUUCAGCCCGUUCCUUCAAGGCAUCCUCGCUGGUGUCUGGACGCUCCUCUUGAUGAUCUUCAACCUAUUUGGUGGCAUACUCACCGACAAGAUUGGCCGCGUUCACCAGCUUGUGUAUGGACUUUUGGGCUGCUUAUUCUGCCUUGUCAUGUCGGUCAUUUUGAGUGCGUUAUACUCCGGCUCAGACAAUGACUCUGCGAAUUCCGCAGCCACCUUCUUCAUCUUCCUCUUUGUGUGCUUUUUCGCGGCAGGGGUUGAAUGUCCGUCGUUUGUGUACUCGGCUGAAAUUUUCCCUGCCGCGUGGAGAGCAUCGGGGGUGGGUGUCUCGCUGUCCGCCGUCCAGAUCUGGUCGGCGAUCCUGAAUGGCGCUGCUGCAAUAGCCUUUGAGAACAUAAAAUGGAAAUUCUACCUCGUCUUCAUCUGCUUCACCACCGUGAUGGCACUGGUCGUCCAGUUCUUCUUCCCAGAGACCAAAGGACUCACGUUAGAGCAGAUCAGCAAGGCCUUUGGAGAUGUGGUGGUCGAAGAGCUGGCACCUCUUGCCGACGAUGCUUCUCUCGAGAAAGCCUCGAAGCAAGAACCGGUAUUUUCGGAGCACGAAGUGAUCAACGCGGAUCCCAAAACAAACACUCUAUCCUAG
Fonsecaea nubica is the source of this 1533-nucleotide messenger RNA. RefSeq lists its product as hypothetical. Gene Ontology annotation, molecular function: carbohydrate:proton symporter activity. The transcript has 8 exons. Gene Ontology annotation, cellular component: membrane. NCBI's taxonomy places the organism in Eukaryota, Fungi, Ascomycota, Eurotiomycetes, Chaetothyriales, Herpotrichiellaceae. The record is from RefSeq and is a predicted model, not a curated record. Gene Ontology annotation, biological process: carbohydrate transport; transmembrane transport. Bases 1 to 1533 code for a protein of 510 amino acids.